Messenger RNA from Suillus clintonianus, 593 nucleotides. RefSeq lists its product as uncharacterized. The record is from RefSeq and is a predicted model, not a curated record. The coding region runs from base 186 to 551 and encodes 121 amino acids. The transcript is spliced from 3 exons. Lineage: Eukaryota; Fungi; Basidiomycota; Agaricomycetes; Boletales; Suillaceae.
CAUCCUAUAAGUAUAUGAACAGGAGGACACACAGCUGCUUCAUUUUUUUUUAAAUUGAUUGGCGAUAUUUUUGACGAGCGCCGGCAGCAGCUCAUCCAAGUCUCUUGACAAGAUGCCCAUGGUCGCGUUGUUCUGGCACACCGUCAGGAAAGUAAAGACAUGAGCACUACUGCCAGUGAUUGGUGAUGAGGCGUAUUCAGUGUAGUGUGGUGUGCUGGUGGUGUGGUAGGAUUGCAACGUUAGUAGUUUGUGCGCGGUCCUUGCGUAGGCUCAUAACAUAUGAACUGCUGUUCAAAGCCGAAUACGAAUGGCGCCUGGAGUUCCUUGGUGCAUCUUGCAAUCGCAACGGUAGUGAACUGGAAUGUGGGCAUGGUGUUUGUUUCACUGUCAUCAGAAUAGCCACUAUAUCGUUGCUCGAGAUCCUCUUGUCUUGGAUCACAUUCAGUGGCGGCGGUGUAUGGAAUCACCCACGGAUCAGAUACGGUCCAUAUAGAGAAGAUCAUUGGAAGAGUGCGACAAUUCUAUUGUGGGACAACUGUGGAAUAAGGUAGCGAGGGCGACUUUUGAUGCUGUUGUGAUGGGUAGUAUGGGCU